Molecule: messenger RNA, 1049 nt
Organism: Oryzias melastigma (Indian medaka)
Lineage: Eukaryota; Metazoa; Chordata; Actinopteri; Beloniformes; Adrianichthyidae
Exons: 6
Coding region: 1-1026 (341 amino acids)
Biological process (GO): response to bacterium
Source: RefSeq, a predicted model, not a curated record
AUGCAUGUCGUACUUUUCACACUGCUGUUACUUCAACUUGGAUGUUGUAAAGACAAAGGAUUUGAACCAAAGGCUGCAAAUGCUGGAGACGAUGUGACCCUGUCCUGUUACAAUGAAAGCCGGGAAUUUGGAACGUUUUUCUGGAUCAAAGUUGUUCCUGGAAAAAUGCCUGAAAUCGUAGGAAAAGGAUACACCAAUUAUGACAAAGAGACCAAGAUUGGUCACUUUACAACCAAACAAGAUGAAGGAAAUUGUAUUCUUCAAAUUGCAAAAGCAAAGCCAAGUGACUCUGCCUUCUAUUACUGCUCAAAAACCAUAGGCUUUAACAUACUCUUUAUGAAGGCAGUGUUUCUUGAAAUUAAAGGACCAGAUUCUGAUCUUUCUGCAGUCGUUCAAAAUUCUGUUGAUCCGGUUUCUGUAGGAGACGUUGUGGCUCUGCAGUGUUCAGUUCUCUCUAAUCUUACAAGUGAAGCAUGUCCAGAAGAACAGAGAGUGUUCUGGUUCAGAAAAACUGAAGCUGAUUCCAACCCCACAUUUAUUUACACCAGAAGCAGCAGUGAUGGUGACUGUGACGGGGGUACAGAGUCUCAGCCUCUGCAGAGUUGUGUCUACAGUUUCUUGAAGAACGUCAGCUCCUCUGAAGCUGGACUUUAUUACUGUGCUGUGGCUGCAUGUGGAAAAAUGAUUUUUGGAAAUGGAACAAAACUGGAUGUUCAAGUUGACAGCACACAUGAAGCCAUGAGCAACAAUAUAUUUUUCUUUCUGUUUUUUGGAACCUUGGUUUUCAGUCUCAUGAUCAUAACAUUUCUGAUUUGUGUCGUGUCAAAAAAAUCCUGCGCUGUCUGCAAAGCCCGUUUGCCGUGUACAGCACAGCCUGAAACAGUCAGUGAUGAACGACAAAACCAGGACAGAAAUCGGAACAAUGUAGUCUAUACUACAGCAGUCUUUACCAAGAAGAAAGCAAAGGGAAGCAAAGGAGCAGCAAAGGAAGAGACCGUCUACAGUGAUGUAAGAGUAUAUGAAUAGAUUCAAGUAUGUAUAACACUGAA